AUGUCUGAUGGCAGUCAACGGUACAGCGACGACUCUGGAAGCUCGCAAAAAGACGAGCCUCUGGCCACCAGCUCUGACAGCUACAAAUCACAGUCGGACAAGCGUCUCCAUGGCAAAUCAGAUAAAAUGGCGACCUCGAAUCCUUUUGCAGCGCCAGUCGCAACCACACCGGACAAUCAGAGCCUCGAGGAGGAGGAGCUGCCCACCCCUGCGCUCUGUACCUCCCUUUCGCCCUCUUCGGCUCCUCCCUUUCACAUGCCGCCCUGUUCGACAGUCGCCAAUCACGAGCAUCACAUGUUCAUGAUGCCCUCGGAGGUCCAUCUCAUUCGUCAGCACCAUCAACACGUGGUAGACACCAGUUCUGAGUGCAUGACGCUGCAUCUGCAAUUGUCAGGUCGAGCAGAAGCGACUGUCGAGCAGCACUUGAUGUCGGCUCCGACGACCGUUUCAGCCGAACACGCAACUCUUCUGCCGCCCUCAACGUCCCUUCCACAACCGUCACAACUGCCACGACCUCCACAACCGCCACGACCUCCACAACCGCCACAACCAUCACGACCGUCACGAUCGUCACAAUCGACACAAGCAACACAGUCAAUCCUGUCGCCAACUCAACAGUCUCUACAACUACACACACCCCUUUUGAUGAUCCCACCGCCCAAUAGACCCAGCGCAGACGAGAUCAGGCGGCCAACUGUCCUAUCACCCACGCAUUUAUCCUCAUCGCAGCCGCUCACCUCCCACAUAAGCCAAUCACUCAAUCAACAGACAUCGUUUGACGACCAGACUCUGCUGCUGCUGGACGAUUCCCCUCUUCCCUUGUCCCAUCUUCCCAGCACAACUCCAUCCCCUAACAUGCCAUUUCAAGCGCCCAUUUACUCCCAUCCAUUU
Molecule: messenger RNA, 891 nt
Organism: Protopolystoma xenopodis
Lineage: Eukaryota; Metazoa; Platyhelminthes; Monogenea; Polystomatidea; Polystomatidae
Source: the annotation of a GenBank genome assembly